Messenger RNA from Eptesicus fuscus (big brown bat), 260 nucleotides. It is a transcript of the gene SFTA2, whose product is annotated as surfactant associated 2. The transcript is spliced from 3 exons. The record is from RefSeq and is a predicted model, not a curated record. The coding region runs from base 27 to 260 and encodes 77 amino acids. NCBI's taxonomy places the organism in Eukaryota, Metazoa, Chordata, Mammalia, Chiroptera, Vespertilionidae.
CGGCUCAGAGGAGUGCUGCGGCCACCAUGGGGGCCAGGCUGCCCCUCUUCCUCCUCCUGACCCUCCUGGGCAGCGCCCAAGGAGCAGGGCCGGGCAUGGCUUUGCGGCUGAAGCUGAAGGAUUCCUUUCUGGCAAAUCCGUCCGAUGACUCGAGCUUCCUGGAGCUGCUCCAGAAGCUCUGCCUCCUGCUCCGCCUCCCGCCAGGGACCCGCAUGACCCCCCGCCAGGCAGGACCCCACCACGCCACCUGCGCAGGCUGA